AUGUCACAACACCACUACCCUCCUCCCCCAAGUCAAGGAGCCGCAUACUCUCAUCCUCAAAAUGCCCCUUCUUUUCCACCACCCCCACAACCCUCUCCAGGCUUCCCCCAACCGUCGUCUGGCUUCCCUCAGCCUUCACCCGGUUUCCCGCCUCCAAACUUCAGUUAUCCUCCCCCUCCGACACAACAGCCUCCCCCGCAGACCGAGUUUCCCCCUCCACCUUCUGUAAGCCCUCCGAGUGAAAAGGCCUACGCCAGCCACAAUGCUGCGACAUUUGCUGCCAACACAGGCCUGCCCCAAUCACCGCCGCCUCCCGUAAAUGAAAAGAUGUACGCGUCAAUGCCUCAGUCGCCUCCGCCUCAAGCAUCCCAUCGGAUGUCGCAAUCACUCGGCGGUGCAGCAUUCCAAGGUGCCACAUCCACGGCCGGGGAUGAUGUAGGGACUUUCAAUGGUGGAAGUUAUCGUAUUAGCCACCGGGACACCAAUUCUCUCCUCACUUUGCAGUUGGCGGUCGGAUGUCCACUACAAGUGAAGCCAGGUGUGAUGAUUGGAAUGUCUCCUUCGAUGACCCUCAAAGGUACAUUAUCUUUCGGGUGGAUGAAGUUUCUGGCAGGAGGGGAAAUGGCCAUGUCUACAUACACCGGUCCUGGUGAACUACUGAUUGCCCCGACGUUACUCGGUGACAUUACUGUCCUUCGUCUAAGUGAGGGACAAGAGUGGAAAGUCGGACGAGAUGGUUUCCUCGCUGCAACAAGCGGUAUCAGCCAUGAUCACAAAACGCAGGGCUUGGCCAAGACCUUCUUUUCUGGCGAAGGCCUCUUUGUUUAUAGGUUCUGGGGAAACGGUUUGCUCUGGAUUCAAAGCUUCGGCGCAAUCCUCAAGAAAGACCUCGCGGACGGAGAGUCCUACUUCGUGAACAAUGGUCACCUCGUAGCUUGGAACUGCAAGUACAAGCUCGAGCGCGUGGCGUCCGGUGGAAUCAUCUCCAAUAUGAGCGCAGGUGAGGGUCUGGCUUGCAAAUUUACUGGACCUGGUACCGUGUACCUCCAAACUCGAAAUGUUGCUGCAUUUGCUAUGCAAAUUGGCGCCGCAAAGCUGCACUAG
Messenger RNA from Aspergillus calidoustus, 1104 nucleotides. NCBI's taxonomy places the organism in Eukaryota, Fungi, Ascomycota, Eurotiomycetes, Eurotiales, Aspergillaceae. The record is from the annotation of a GenBank genome assembly.